This is a messenger RNA of Homo sapiens (human), 4472 nucleotides long. It is a transcript of the gene SYT6, whose product is annotated as synaptotagmin 6. Gene Ontology annotation, cellular component: plasma membrane; cytosol; synaptic vesicle membrane. The record is from RefSeq and is marked reviewed. The coding region runs from base 98 to 1630 and encodes 510 amino acids. NCBI's taxonomy places the organism in Eukaryota, Metazoa, Chordata, Mammalia, Primates, Hominidae. The transcript is spliced from 8 exons.
GCUGCAGGGAGGGUCUUCUUGGGGCCGUCGUGCCCCGCCCCAGUGCGGCCGGGGCGCGGGUUCGAGCUGCUGCUCGGCAAGCCUGGGUGUCUAGGGCAUGAGCGGAGUGUGGGGGGCCGGCGGGCCUCGGUGCCAGGAGGCGCUCGCGGUCCUCGCCUCGCUGUGCCGGGCCCGGCCGCCCCCUCUCGGGCUGGACGUGGAGACUUGUCGGAGCUUCGAGCUGCAGCCCCCAGAGCGGAGUCCCAGCGCGGCAGGCGCAGGCACCUCUGUCAGCCUCCUCGCAGUUGUAGUUAUUGUGUGUGGCGUGGCCCUGGUGGCAGUUUUUCUCUUUCUCUUUUGGAAGCUGUGCUGGAUGCCCUGGAGGAACAAGGAGGCCUCCAGUCCCUCUUCUGCUAAUCCCCCCUUGGAAGCCCUCCAGAGCCCCAGCUUCAGAGGCAACAUGGCGGACAAGCUGAAGGACCCCAGCACCCUGGGCUUCCUGGAGGCGGCCGUGAAGAUCAGCCACACGUCCCCAGAUAUCCCAGCUGAGGUGCAGAUGUCGGUCAAGGAGCACAUCAUGCGUCACACCCGGCUGCAGCGGCAAACUACAGAGCCAGCGUCAUCCACCAGGCACACGUCCUUCAAGCGCCACCUGCCAAGGCAGAUGCAUGUCUCCAGUGUAGACUAUGGCAAUGAGCUUCCACCAGCAGCAGAGCAGCCCACCAGCAUUGGCCGCAUCAAGCCUGAGCUCUACAAGCAGAAGUCGGUGGAUGGGGAGGAUGCCAAGUCUGAGGCCACCAAGAGCUGCGGGAAGAUCAACUUCAGCCUACGCUACGAUUACGAGACCGAGACCCUGAUUGUGCGUAUCCUGAAGGCUUUUGACCUCCCUGCCAAGGACUUUUGUGGAAGCUCUGACCCUUAUGUCAAGAUCUACCUCCUGCCUGACCGCAAAUGCAAGCUGCAGACCCGGGUGCACCGCAAGACCCUGAACCCCACCUUUGAUGAGAACUUCCACUUCCCUGUGCCCUAUGAGGAGCUGGCUGACCGCAAGCUGCAUCUCAGUGUCUUCGACUUUGACCGCUUCUCCCGCCAUGACAUGAUUGGCGAGGUCAUCCUGGACAACCUCUUUGAGGCCUCUGACCUGUCUCGGGAAACCUCCAUCUGGAAGGAUAUCCAAUAUGCCACAAGUGAAAGCGUGGACUUGGGAGAGAUCAUGUUCUCCCUUUGCUACCUGCCCACUGCAGGCAGGCUCACCCUCACAGUGAUUAAGUGUCGGAACCUCAAGGCGAUGGACAUCACAGGCUAUUCAGAUCCCUAUGUGAAAGUGUCCUUGCUCUGUGAUGGGCGGAGGCUGAAGAAGAAGAAAACAACCAUAAAGAAAAACACUCUCAAUCCUGUCUACAAUGAGGCCAUCAUCUUUGACAUUCCCCCGGAAAACAUGGAUCAAGUCAGCCUGCUCAUCUCAGUCAUGGACUAUGAUCGAGUGGGCCACAAUGAGAUCAUAGGAGUCUGUCGUGUGGGGAUCACUGCUGAAGGCCUGGGCAGGGACCACUGGAACGAGAUGCUGGCAUACCCCCGGAAGCCCAUCGCACACUGGCACUCCUUGGUGGAGGUAAAGAAAUCCUUCAAAGAGGGAAACCCUCGGUUGUGAUUUCAUUCACGUGGAUGCUGCAAGCAGAGAGACUGCCACCUGGAGUUAGGAUGGCAGGGCCGAGCUGCUAGCUUCGACAGUGAGAGCUCGUGCCCAUCUCCGAAACCACCUCCAACACCAUGAGAUGUGCAGCCAAAUAACACAAAUGGGACUCAGCAAUGUUCUCUUUGCACUUGUUCAACCGUCUAAACAGUGUUGUGCAGUCGCAGUGGCGGCAGCAGCGGCAGCCGUCCGUCACUCCAGAGUCUUACCUGCUCCUGUGUAGGUCAAAGCUGAGACACUUGUCAUGUGGUCAGAUCUGUCUUAGUCUUUUGUGUCUCCCAAGGUGAUGUUUUUGUGGUUUUUCACUUUUUAUGGGUCUGCUGGUAAGAAAAGGGAAAAAAAAAAAGAGUAGGAAAAGACAAAGGGUGGAAAGCCCAGAAGUUGGUUCUAGAAAAUACAAGGUACAGUUUUUUGGAAAGAGGUGGAUUGAGUUUCUGAAAUGCUGCGUCUCCAGCAAGCUCCACAACCCUGGAAAAGGAGGAGGCGUGGUGGGACUGCGGCUGCAUUUUCAGUGCCCUGCAGGAAUGGGGUGAAUCCAUGGAAGAGCCUUUGUGAGGUGAAUUACUAGUCUUUGAAGCUCUUCGCUGGCAGGACAUAAACCACGCUGGGACCCUCAGUCCCGUGUUGAAAUCACAAGACCUCUGAGGCGCUUGUGAGCCUUCAGCUGAUGUGCAGGGUUCCUCGCUCCCCUUCCUCGCUGGCUUUCCCCAUGAAUUGAAAACGUCUUGAUUCCUCAUGGGAACUUAGUCACUUUCUUUAGGAAUGAUUCAGUUCAGCCGAAACUAAACACGCCAUAUGUUUUCUGAUGCGCCACAGUUAAUGAUCACAUUUGUUUGAAAACAGGAUCUUUGUCCUCAGAAAUAAUCUUGAUUGUAAAGUAAGAGAGAAACAUAUGUUCUGGAAUGAUUUCUGCAUUAUACAUAGCUUUAUAAUUCCAUGAAGUAUCAAGCUGCUGUUUAAAAUGCCUAAACAGAUUAAAGAAAAACCUAGAUUAAAUGUUCUUUUCCAAAUGGGGAGUUUUGAAAUCCAAAUAGCAGUUUGAGUCCAUCUUUCUAUGAAGAGUAUGUUUUUGAUUGAAACCGAGUCAGCGUAAGCCUAUUUCAGCCCCUUUGGCUCUUUGACAAUAUUCAUCUUAAACUUUAGUUCUAUAAAUUACUAAGUACUUCAGUGUUGUUUGUUUCAGUGGUUGUGAGGGUUUCUUGUUUCCUUUAGAUCUUUACCUUAGGCCAAACUCAGUUUAGGAAAAAAAAAAUUGUUUGAACUAUUCUGUGUUGUAAUAGCACAUUUCUGUUGAGUUAAUAGUGGUCUUCCCACCAACCCCUAAAACCAGGUUGAUUUGCUCAAUCUCAGUUUGUAUAACCCCAGUAAGCGCAUGGAGGUGAGUUUCUACUUCGACUUGUGGCGACACAGUGCCAGUUUCCUGAGCUGUGUGUACUACUUGCAAGAGGCAAGUCUGCUGAAGAACCCCUUCUUUUAACAGUGGAAAAUCAAGAACAGAAAAUCUGUUCACACACCUGUGUCUUAUUCUUUAUAUAUGCUACAUGGUAGAGGAGCAGCGACCAAUAAAGUAUCCCUCAUUUUAAACCAAGUUGUCAGAUUUCUCUGCUGAUAGAACGCUGCAUAGUAUCUUCUAGCCCUAAAAAUGACCAGGUUGGGCAUGAGUUAACAGGAUAUUGUGGCAAAAGGAAUUUUCUGCUUAGAAAAGUAAAUGUAGAUAAACCUAAACUCCACCCUGUACUGAGCCUUAGGCUAGGGACUCAUGUGUAAAGAUGACUUUUCUCCCCAGAUAUCUUGUCAUUGACAGGCCUUCCUAGUCUGGUAGUCCUACAUUUGGGUGUUCUCCUGAGAGUGAGAAAAAACCCAAGGUCAUGACAAGAUUCCUGGCAGGUGACAGACUUCAUUAUGAUUCUGACUCUAGACUGACCCCAUCAAGAUAGUCGUUUCCGUCAGUGAACAGAUGCUGAAGGCCUUGCCAUUACAAAGGAGACAACUGAGUUCCCUGGGUCAUAAGGAGUCCAGAAAUUAGUGUGAGAAGGUCCUUCUGGAAGUGAACUCAAAAUUCAUGUCCAGCUGUCAUCGUUAAACCCUUAGGCAGGUGAGUAUAACCCAUUCUAACCUCUUGGAGAAGGGAGUGUGAUCAAUGUGAAUCACAAUAGUAUUGCUCAUCUGAGACAUUCCUCUUAUAUCCAAGCAGCUAUCUCCCAUGAGUGAACAUCCCAGUGGUUUCAGAAAAUCAUGUCCUGAACAGAUUCUAGCCAGCCCCACACCACCCUGGCCAACUGCAACCGCUGCUGCUCUAGCAGUCUGGGUCAAUUCCUACAGGCUUGGGAGCCCACCCCAGGGAGGCUUUUAUCUCCUGCAGCCUCAUCCCCAGCACCCUCAAGGUAGACUACUCCUCAGCCUGAAUCAUGAAUGAAACCUGAACAUCUGCCAACUUCAUUAUCUAGCCCAGUAUCUCUUCCCUCACAGAGAAGAAGAAAAUGAAAUACAAAGUUGAUCCAUUUGUUGGCUUUCUCUGGCCGGAGAAACCUCUCGGGUUGUUGCUGUGAGCUUUGAUGAAGUUGUGAUAACCAGGGCCAUUUGCACAUAGGUUUUUUUAAAAAACAUGAAAAGUUCCCUUCUCCUUUAUUUAGCAGUGUUUCCGGGCUGAAAGACGCCCUCCUCCCCCUCUGCGCUUACCCAGGACGUUAAUUAAUUGCACUGUCAUUUAAAAUAUUAUGUUGUUAAUUACUCGUUUGUGUCUUCCCACCCGUGUCACAGCCUGGAGUUUUUAUUCAAUUAAAUCUCUGUCUCUUGCCCA